Messenger RNA from Dissoconium aciculare CBS 342.82, 2577 nucleotides. RefSeq lists its product as uncharacterized. Gene Ontology annotation, biological process: TORC2 signaling. The record is from RefSeq and is a predicted model, not a curated record. The transcript has 2 exons. Lineage: Eukaryota; Fungi; Ascomycota; Dothideomycetes; Mycosphaerellales; Dissoconiaceae. Bases 1 to 2577 code for a protein of 858 amino acids. Gene Ontology annotation, molecular function: phosphatidylinositol-4,5-bisphosphate binding. Gene Ontology annotation, cellular component: plasma membrane; cytoplasm; TORC2 complex.
AUGUCACUCCUUAUGAAUGAAGACUUUUCGAUAUAUCAACUUCGCCUGGGAUACUUGAACAACAUACGCGACGGCGUCGGCGAGCGUCUCAUCAAUCUUAAUCCUGCCAUUCUCAACAACCCUGCGUUUCGUACAGCAGGCUGGGUGCCGGAUGUCGCUGCUAUCAAGCGUUGUCAUUCGCCGCCGAUUCCCACCGGCACCUCUGAUAUAAAUAAUGAAUACUUUCAGCGACCGCGGAGGGCUGUGGCCGCCCAGGAAGAUGAGGUAGCCCCAGAGGAAUUUGGACGAGGAAUGGUCACAGGCAUUCACGGAAGCGAUGACACUCUAGGACCAGCAGGUCUGCAGGCAAAUGAAAGGAAGAGAGAGAGACGCAGAAGGAAGGAACAGCUGGAAGACGACGACAGUUCCGAUUUGACAGAUGACAGCGAGGACGAGUCCGAGGCGCCGACUGGAGUGGUGAAGUUCGACCGCAUACCCAUGCGGGAUCGCUCCAAAUCCUCGCCCCCGACACGCCCUGCGACAUCAAGGCUGGAGUCUGAAUUUGAUGGGCCGGCAGCAACAAUUACGGGUCUGGCGCGCCCGAUAGUUGGGGGAACCGAGAGGCUGCGCAGUGGCAGCUUAGGCGCGAUUGAGAGAAUCCGAACACGGCCACGGAGAGAUACCACAACAAGCUCUGAAAUGUCGUCGGAGAAUGAGUACGCGCCUGAUGCAGUACGAGCUGGUCGCCCUGGCAAGGGUCGCAGCGUUCUCGCGCUAGAGGAUGAUAUCAAGGAGGAGGAGGAGUCUGACAUUGCUCUGGCAUCGGAUCUUGACGAUGAAGGUACCGAUGUUGGUGAUCAAGUUUCAGACCUGAGCGACGAGGAGUUCGAGCACACUGCCGGCUCAGGAUCCCUGCUGGUCUUGGGCGUUGCUGCUGCGAGCGAUGAACUUUCAUCAUCGGUAAUACGUCCGCCUCCAGUGAUCAUUCCCGCCAUCACGCCAGCCAAUUCAUCCCCCAAGAGGUUCGCUAAAGACGCCCUACCGAAGUUACCAAAGUUGCCGGCAGGCCAACGAGUGCAAAGUACGCAGGGUGUGUCCAUGCUCAGCAUGUUGCUCAAGGGCAAAGAUGGCGGUGCUGGCAACGAGAAGCCGUUCCAAAGAUUUGCCGAGUUUUCGGGCAAAGGAGAAGCCACACCUCUGUGGAUCAAGAUCUAUGCACCGUUCUCUUCUACUCCGACCGAGCCGAUCGAGGUGCCGAUGCGGAAAACAAAAGAUGACAAACCAGUCACUGUCGCUGAGCUCAUUGGUCUCGCCCUGUGGCGUUACGAAGAAGAGGAAUACCAGCCAGCGCUACAACAGGACGAGCGCAACAUCAACCGCUGGACACUCAGGAUUGUGGAGGACGAAGAAGUGGACUUUGACUUUCCAGCGCUUGGUCGCACGAGACCAGUGACAGACUUCACUUCGAAUAACAAUCGCCCGCCACAACGACGAGCUCGAGACAAACCUUGGGACGAAUUUGGAUUGGUAAAGGCAACAGACGAGCAAUUCGCUGAGAACGAAGCCCUAACUCCGCAAGUGUCUGAUACGACAAUGACCAAGUCAGUCGCAGCCAUGACACCCAGGCUCGAGGUCAGCAAACCUCUUGUCGCCGGCUCUAUUUUCAGAUCGCACUCGGAUGGCCCAAUCACCACCGCAACGACUGUAAACACCAAUCCCAUCACGGCUGGUAUUCCAUUUGGUGCAAUGCUUCGCAAGGAUUCCACUGUACCUCCCAUGGAUGCCCCUCAGACUGCAGGACCUCGCGGCGCCACGAAGAUGGGUCCACCUUGCACAGUAACGGUGCAAUACACAGACUCACAGAGCUUUGUGACACGCAACGAGCAAUUCGAAACUACGACCGACAGCUACAUUGGAGAUAUCUUCGAGCAAAGUUGCCGUCGACUCAAUCUUGACAAGGCCUCCCACGUCUUGAAAAUCCACGGGACGUCUACAGUAGCACCCAACGAUUGCAUGGUAGAAGUUUUGGGCGAAAAGUUGCACCUCAAUCUCGUCCGGAGACGCUUCCAGGAUAUCGGACCUCAUGGAAGCUCGCCUGUCAGUGGAAUCUCUCCGGAUCUACCCGUGGACAUGAGAAUCGGAACUUCCAACCCUUCACGUUAUGGGAAAGCGGCGCGGUUAGCAACUACAACGAAGGUCAAUGCUACGACAGAAACAAUUUACAGACUCAACAAGGAUGGUGGUGGCAAGCGAUACAAUGUCAUUCGUAAGCAACCGCUGAGCUUUGCUGCACCUCAUCCUCGCACCCUGAUCAUCACGCCGGAGUACAUGACCAUCAUGCCUGCAGCACCAGACAGUCUAGCGGCACCUAUCGGGAAAAUCACAAAUGUCGCGAUGAGCAGCGUGAUUGGUGCAAAAAUCAGUCGGAAGCAUCCAGCGAUCUUCAAGAUCUUUGUCAUGAGAAACCGCGAAACCAAGAGAUACGACUUUGAGGCCAAGUCGAAGGCCGAAGCAGAAUCUGCUGUGGCAGACGUGCGAAAGGGUAUGCAAGCUGCUGGCGGUGGGCCAAGCGCUACCGGUCUAUUCGAUGGCGACUGA